CGCCGCUGGCCGCGGGCUCCGUCGGGAGUGCGGGGUUGUGGACUGUGAGGCGCGAGUCCUGAGUCCAGAGGCGCUCGCGCGCCGCUGCAGUCUUCGCGGCGGUCUCUGCGCCGCUGGCCGCCCGCCUGCUUGCCAGUCAAGGGCUCUACCGUCCUCGCCUCGGCCUCCUGAUCCGCCCGCGCGGCUUUCCCUGUUCCUUCGAGAGCGGGCCGGGAACCCGCGCCUUCGCGCUCUCCGCCCCGGGCCAUGGUGCCCUCCCAGGAGGAACCCGCCGCCGUGCGGGGGACGAGCGAGGAGCAGCCGCCCGGCCCCGCACCUGUGGGGGACGCUCCUCUGUCUGACGCGGGACCUUCGGAAGGCUCUGAGGCGGCCGCUGAGAAGGUGGAGGUGGAGCCCCGGGAGCCCCCCGAGGGCGGCUGGGGCUGGCUAGUGAUGCUGGCGGCUACGUGGUGCAAUGGGUCGGUGUUCGGCAUCCAGAAUGCCUGUGGGGUGCUCUUCGUGUCCAUGCUGAAGACUUUCGGGUCCAAGGACGGUGACAAGAUGGUCUUUAAGACAGCAUGGGUAAGUUCCCUCUCCAUGGGAAUGAUUUUCUUUUGCUGCCCCAUAGCCAGUGUCUUCACAGACAUAUUUGGCUGUCGGAAAACAGCUGUCAUGGGUGCUGCUGUUGGAUUUGUUGGACUCAUGUCCAGUUCUUUUGUAAGUUCCAUCGAGCCUCUGUACCUUACCUAUGGAAUCAUAUUUGCCUGCGGCUGCUCCUUUGCAUACCAGCCUUCAUUGGUCAUUUUGGGACACUAUUUCAAGAAGCGUCUUGGACUGGUGAAUGGCAUUGUCACUGCCGGCAGCAGUGUCUUCACAGUUUUGCUGCCUUUGCUUUUAAGGGUUUUGAUUGGCAGCGUGGGCCUCUCUAACACUCUGAGGGUCCUCUGCAUCUUCAUGUUUGUUCUCUUUCUGGCUGGCUUUACUUACCGACCUCUUGCCUCCAGUGCCAAAGAUAAAGAGAGUGAAAGCAGCAGAUUCUCCCUCUUUUCCAGGAGAAAGUUCAGUCCUCCAAAAAAAUUUUUCAAUUUUGGAAUCUUCAAGGUGACUGCUUAUGCAGUGUGGGCAGUUGGAAUACCACUUGCACUUUUUGGAUAUUUUGUGCCUUAUGUUCACUUGCUGAAACACGUGAAUGAAAGAUUUCAAGAUGAAAAACACAAAGAGGUGGUUCUCAUGUGCAUUGGCAUCACUUCUGGAGUUGGGCGACUUCUCUUUGGCMGGAUUGCAGAUUAUGUACCUGGUGUGAAGAAGGUUUAUCUACAGGUACUUUCCUUUUUCUUCAUUGGUCUGAUGUCCAUGAUGAUUCCCCUGUGCARCGUCUUUGGGGCCCUCAUUGCUGUCUGUCUCGUCAUGGGUCUCUUCGACGGAUGCUUCAUUUCUAUCAUGGCCCCCAUUGCCUUUGAGUUAGUUGGUGCACAGGAUGUAUCCCAAGCAAUUGGAUUUCUGCUCGGAUUCAUGUCUAUACCCAUGACUGUGGGCCCACCCAUUGCAGGGUUACUUCGUGACAAACUGGACUCCUAUGAUGUGGCAUUCUACCUGGCUGGAAUUCCUCCUCUUAUUGGAGGUACUGUGCUUUGUUUUAUCCCAUGGAUCCAUAGUAAGAAGCAAAGAGAGAUCAGCAAAACUACUGGAGGAGAAAAGAUGGAGAAGAUGUUGGACAACCAGAACUCUCUGCUGUCAAGCUCAUCUGGAAUCUUCAAAAAAGAAUCUGACUCUAUUAUUUAAUGUCUUAUAUACCUCCACCAGACUGGACUUGCUUUUGAAUUUUAAGCAAGGUUUCCUUUUAUAUGAAUUGCAAAUUUCUUAUUUUUUUAAUCAUAUCAUCAGAAUAGCACAAUAAUUGGGAAAUAGAAACCGUAUUACUACAAGGACCAUUUUCUGCCACUGGAUAGCUGUCUGAUAUUUCCAGGAGUCUGAGGAAAGACUCAGUUGCAGGAAAAUAUGUCUAAAAGUUAAAUAUUGUGAACCUUUGAAGUUAUCUCAGUCCAAAGCAACUUUGGAAACUGUGAAUGCUAUUAGCUUGUACAAUUAUUUUAAAAUACCUCAGGCUAUACUGAAAGGUUGUGGUUUUGUUAGGUCUGGAAAUAUUUUGUCUGUUGUCUCACAUGGUGUCUUCAGUUCUGGUACUCUGUUUUAAUUUCUUCUGCUCUUUGGAAACUUUUUGCAAAAUUUAAGCCUGUCUUUUAGAUAAUACCAGAUCUACCUAAACCUCAAGUCUACGUUAAAGUUGCUUGCCUGAGAGGUAGCUGUGUGAUCAGAACAUACUGACUUGCUCCUGCAUUGAGGGACCUUCUGGAAGCAGAUGCUAACAAUGUAUUCAGUAUUGAUAUGUGAGAUGAAAAGCAUCUGCUUCAGAAGGCAGAGCAGUUCAGGACUAAGGCAUUUCUUCUCAUUACCUUUGUCCCCUUUGGGUUUGCAGUGAGUUUUAUUCAAGUAGCCAGAAGCAUCCCAGAUUUCUGAUUUGUUUUGAUAAUAAAGUAAAGUAGAAU
This is a messenger RNA of Urocitellus parryii (Arctic ground squirrel), 2525 nucleotides long. RefSeq names its product solute carrier family 16 member 10 (gene Slc16a10). Gene Ontology annotation, biological process: transmembrane transport. Gene Ontology annotation, cellular component: basolateral plasma membrane. The record is from RefSeq and is a predicted model, not a curated record. Gene Ontology annotation, molecular function: transmembrane transporter activity. NCBI's taxonomy places the organism in Eukaryota, Metazoa, Chordata, Mammalia, Rodentia, Sciuridae.